AUGGUUCUGAUAAUCAUCGCUGUGGCUUUAGCUAGUCUGAUCUUCUUCGGCUUAUUGGUGACCCUUAUUGUAAUACUCAGAAAUUUAAGGGAUACACGCCGCAGGGAAGUUGUGAAUUAUGACGCUGAUCGUCUGCCUAAUUGGCUGAGGCGCACUCAACAUCCUGAGGCUCUGCCACACGUAACACCGACAUAUCCUAGCGUAGUCGAUGCUUGCGCACUUAUACCAAAUAGUCAAAUAAAACGAUUGCGGGCUAUGGUUGCACACACAAGUGGGAACGAAGAACAAAACAGUAUCGCCGGUUCUCGGAACGUUCCAGAUGAGCAAGGAGAAGAACAACAACAACCGAGUAUGGAUAUGGAGGCUGAGGAGAGGGAAAGUGAAGGUGGAGGAGAACCUCCUUCCAAUUACACCAGCAAGACUACUAUUGACGAAAUAUGGAUGGUGGACGGUGCGGAUGGCUCCACAUCACAUUUCCCGCCUCACCUUGACAAAGUAGCCUCUUUGCAUACUUGCAACUAUCGACUCAAAGAAAGCAUCACAUUACUACGCAGACUAUCAUCACAUGUCGUAUUUGGUAGGGCGGCCUAUGUGUCAGAGGAGGACGAAUGCAAGGGUGAAUGCCAUGUGGACCUCCCUGGUGUUGUGACGGUCACUUCUGAAUCAAAUUCCUCGUGUGCAGGGAGCUCGGUUAGUGGAGCAGACUUAAGGUAA
Molecule: messenger RNA, 714 nt
Organism: Trypanosoma theileri
Lineage: Eukaryota; Euglenozoa; Kinetoplastea; Trypanosomatida; Trypanosomatidae
Exons: 1
Coding region: 1-714 (237 amino acids)
Source: RefSeq, a predicted model, not a curated record